CCCGAGGAUCACAAAUGGAGGUGGUUCCCCGAUGGGCUUGGAGCCUUAGAUGGCACACAUGUUGAUGUUCGUGUUCCGCUACGCAAGCAAGGUAGAUAUAGGAAUAGGAAGAAGGCCAUAACAACAAAUGUGUUGGGCGUCUGUGACCGCAACAUGAAGUUUGUUUAUGUGUUGGCUGGCUGGGAAGGUUCAGCGUCAGAUGGUAGAGUGCUGAGAGAUGCAAUGGAUAGAGAUGACUCUUUCAAAGUUCCAAAUGGAAAAUACUACCUAGUAGAUGCUGGAUACACGAAUGGUCCAGGCUUCUUCGCUCCAUUUAGGAAUACAAGGUAUCACUUGAAAGAGUGGGCUGCCAAUGGGAAUAAUCCAGAAACUCCACAAGAGCUCUAUAACCUGCGGCAUGCAAUUGCUAGGAACGUAAUUGAGAGGAUUUGGGCUCUUAUAAAGAUGAGAUGGGCUACUCUAAGGGCUAGUUCAUUUUUUGGAAUAAAAAAUCAGAUUCGAGUAAUCAAUGCUUGUUGCAUAUUGCAUAACUUCCUAGCUGAUAGGCAAAGAGAGAUGGAUGAUGUGAUGUUGCAAGCGGUAGAUAAUCAGCUAAAUAAUGUCGUCAUUGAUGUGGAUGAACCCGACAUGAUUACCCACAUUGAGAUGACGAAUGAGUGGAACAACAGGAGAUUGACCCUAGCUAAUCAGAUGUGGGCUGAUUAUCAAGCUAGGCAUGGACAAGCUUGAGUUUGCUUGAAUGUUGUACAUAUUUUCUUUUUGAGAUGGAUUCGAGCAAUGCUCCCACUAAGAAAGGUAGAAGUUACAUCAAGUGGACAGAUGCAAUGGACAAAGCUCUGUUGGAUGUGUUUGUGGAAUACUUCAACAAAGGAGAUCGAGCUCAGAAUGGGUGGAAACCCCAUGUAUACACAGCUGCAGUUAAGAAAGUGAUGGAGAAAUGCACAGUCGAGCUUACCAAGGAUAACAUCAUUGCUAGGAGCAAAACUUUUGACAAGCAUUAUGUCAUUGUCAACAAUAUGCUUAGCCAGAGUGGAUUUGGUUGGGACGAUGACAAGAACAUGAUAUCCGUUGAAGAUGAUGUUUGGAACAACUAUGCCAAGGCCAACAAAGAUGCAGCCUCGUAUAGGUACAAGGUCAUCAAGUAUUGGGACAUGAUCAGUACACUUUACAACAGAGACCGUGCUACGGGCGAGGGUGCAAGGACAGCAAAUGAGAGCGCGGCUGAAAUGGCGGAGGAGAUAGCUAACACCACCGCAACCAAUAAAGAUGCCAACUCCUCAACUAAGGAUGACGAAGAUCGUCCAAAGAAGAGGUACCGUUCCGAUGACUCGAUUGCAACAAUGCUUGGAGAUAAAUUGGACAAUUUUACUGCUGUGUUCAAAGCCGAUGCUCCUGAGCCGCCACCAAAGCCAGCAAGUCCUGAAGAAAUCUGGGCUCUCCUUGGUGGAAUACCAGAACUAGAAGAUGAUCAGCUCUUGGCAAUAUACGAUGUUCUAGUUGCCGAUGAUCGCAAGUUCAAGUCUCUAUUGGUACUGCCUGAAAGGAUGAAGAAGAAGUGGGUUCUAAAGCAAAUAAGCACAUGAUUAUGUAGCAGUCUACCUGGAACUAUUUAAACUAUGAAACUUGUUGAAACUCUGGAACUUGUGAUGUAGCAGCCUUUGUGAUGUGCAACUUAUUUAAACUCUGGAACUUGUAUUU
Lolium perenne is the source of this 1698-nucleotide messenger RNA. RefSeq lists its product as uncharacterized. The record is from RefSeq and is a predicted model, not a curated record. Lineage: Eukaryota; Viridiplantae; Streptophyta; Magnoliopsida; Poales; Poaceae.